Messenger RNA from Hymenoscyphus albidus, 4779 nucleotides. Lineage: Eukaryota; Fungi; Ascomycota; Leotiomycetes; Helotiales; Helotiaceae. The record is from the annotation of a GenBank genome assembly.
GUCACCUCCAAGCUCGUCCUCGUCGCCCCCACCGCUCCCAAGAAGUGCCAACCCUUUGCCGCCCCGUCAGUGGUCCAUCGCGGGAAGUGUCACUGUCCAACUGUCGUAGCGCGCAUCAUCUCCACUCGCGACGGAGGACUCCUGUACGAAGUACCCAGGUACCUCUCUCUAACUCGAGUAGCAUCCCAGGACCCCAGCACGCGGUGGCAGUGACUUUGGCUGGCGAUAGUGGAGCCACUGCAACCUCGAUUCAGAGCGGUCUCCACCUCGCGUUUAUUUUCCGCCCACCUUUGGUCAACGGCCACGGUUAAAGGGCCCUCUGCUCCACUUAACACCUCGAAUUCUCCAUCUUGAGCCUCAACCUGCACUGCACGCCUUCUUUGCUUUUCUUCCUCGUCGAUUUUUUUUUUGCCGUGGUUGCGCUUUUGUGUGCCAUCUCCAUUUUGAUACUGGCAGUGUGCCCUCCGCAAGCUCUCGCCCACCUUCACCUCGACUUCAGCUCCCCCUCGGCCUAUCAGCGCUCCUAGGAGACCCAGUCAUCACCUCGAAGGAACAUCUAGCUCUCGCCCCCGGCACGACUCUCACUGCCACUGCGACGGUCGUCUCCCUGGACGCUGCAUCUGCUUUCGGCUCUGGUUCAGACGCGGAGAAAAAAGAAGAAAAAAAUCCAUUGUGGGACGAACGGCGGAUCAUCAAUUGACGUUGCAAAAAGCCUUCAGCUUCGCGCAACCACCAGACCAGUGACGUGAGGAAUUAGUGUUGAGGGUUUGCAUGGUAAUCAACACACAUCGAUUACCUGACCGUCCUUUUUUCUUCUCAAAUGGACGCCUCCCAAUACCAUGCGAAUGGUCUAAGCAACAACAACAACAACAACACCAGCAAUCCUCAACAGUACUCGUCGCUGCCCGGAAUUGCCCCCCACCAGCUCCAGCACAACUCCAACCUUCCCACACACACGCUGCCUCCACUGCAAAACUCGCAACACGCGAUGCAAUCCAUCUACGGGAGCGCUCCUCACACUCCGAGAACCCCCACUACCACUCCAGGUACCCCAGGUUCUGCGAACAAUAUGGGUGGGAACUUUCCUCAGAUGGGAGGGCAACAGCAGCAGCAACGAGGUUAUCAGAUGAUGCCUGGUAACAACUACCAGCAGCAACAUCAACAACAGCAGCAGCACCAGCAACAGCAACAAUACCGCUCUUCCGGUCCGAUGAUGCCCCAAUCCUCCACCGCAAUGUCUCAUCCACAACCGAUUGCGCCUGCUCCGAUUCAAAACCGCGGGCCACAAACCCUGCGACCAAUGCCACCAAACGGGCUGCAACAAAUGCAUGGGAUGUCAUCAGCAUAUGGCCAAGGUACCAUGAUGCUUCAAGAUUUGGAGCCGCCAACCCAUGUGGUAGGUUCCCAAGGCCGAAGAGGUAUCCUCCCAAGUGCCCCAGGUAGACCACCUCCGGCAGCAACCGGAACUGGCUCCACCAAAAAUACCAUGAUUCCCGCCAAAGAUGCGGAUGGCAAAUUUCCCUGUCCUCAUUGCACCAAAACCUACCUCCAUGCCAAGCAUCUAAAGCGCCAUCUUCUGAGACGUAAGUCCUCCUCAGAGCUCCUUCCCCUACAAUCCUAACUUUAGGGGCAGACACGGGUGAUCGACCAUACAUGUGCGUGCUGUGUAGGGACACCUUUUCCAGAAGUGACAUUCUGAAGCGCCAUUUCCAAAAAUGCUCUAUCCGUCGCGGAAACCCUACCGGAGCAAGUCAUUUGUCCCAUGCGCAAGCCCAUCUGAAAAAGUCACACCCAGGACCACACAAAGCCCAAGGCUCGAUGGGUAAUGAGAAUGACAUGAUGGGCGUCAACGGCAUGAACAACAAUGGCAUGGGAAACAUGGGCAAUGACCCUUCCCUCCAUCCUUUUGGGGUAAUUCCUGAUGGCAGUGUCCCUAAUGCUGGGUCAAACUUAACCGAUGAGCAAGCAGGUAAACUCGCACGAUCGAACGGAAUGAACAAUAUGGGUGGUGGAAUUGAUAGAAGAAGCAUGACCGGGGCUCCCGGGGGCUCGAACCGUCCUAGCUUUGAACAACAAGGCUAUGCAGCGAGUGCCAUGCCGACUGGUAUGAAUCCUCCAUUCAAUAUGCCCAACGGACAGAAUGGUCACUCAUAUAGCCAGGGCUAUGAUUUCGCCUCCCAUGGCAACGGCUCCAGCAUGCAGCCCCAAUCCUCCGUGGACAUGUCGAAUCUACAAAGCGGCCGAAACGUUUACCAGGGCGCCACCGCUGGCCAGCAGCAUGGCGACUGGUCCCAACAACUUUUUCCUAAUCAAAACCAACACCAACAACAACAACAACAACAACAACAAUCGCAAGGAUACAUGAAUCCAUACACCUCCAACCUCCCGAAUUCUCAAGUGCCGAUCAAAGCAGAAGCUCUUGUGGCAGUCAAGUCGGAAAAUCCAAGUCUCUUCAGUGGAGUCUAUCCAGGCGCAAACGCUCUCUCGACCCCUUCCGAUUUUCCCACAUGGAAUUUCCAGAAUGAUCCGCUCCAGGAGAUCUCCAGCAGACUACUCUUCUUUUGCUUCCCAGAUAAUCAAGUCAUUGGGCGCAGUACGGAGAUUCGUAGCUAUCUGUCAUCGGACAAUAUAAAACAUUUCUUGGAGCAGUAUUCCAAUUUCCAAGGCCAUUUCCCCCUCAUCCACAUGCCUACCUUUCGAAUUGCCGAAGCUUAUGACGGGUUGCUCCUAGGAAUGAUUUGUGUUGGAGCCGUCUACUCUGACCGCAUGCAACCUGGACAAGUGCGUGAUAUGAUGGAAUUUGUCAGAGCCGUUUUGGAACGCAACUCGUCAAUUUUCGCAAGCAUUUCUCAGGACUCCGGCGGCGACACUGGUUAUGGCAAGGAUGCCGCACCUGGCAAGACCGACCUUGAGCAACUUUUGGCCCUUGUGCUGAUGCAUAUCCUCUUCGUUUGGCACGGCACACCAGUUCAACGCGAGAAGGCUCGAAGACAAUUUCCAUUGAUUGUCGCGCUUGGAAGAAAGGCUGGAUUGACGACGCCUAUCACCACUGCUUCGCCUACAUCCUCUUGCAGCGCUCUUCAUCAACGACACGUCAAGGUUGAGAACUUCAACUCCGCAAGCUUUGACUGGUCUGCGUGGGUCGAACAAGAGAAACGUUCCAGAUUGAUGUACGCUAUCUACCUGACGGAUUGCGCUAUGGUCAUCUACUUUAACGCCACCCCAAUCUUUGAAGCACUUGAGGUUCGCAUUCCUCUGCCUGCUGAUGAUGCCGCUUGGGAUGCACGAACAGCGGUAGAAUGUGCUGAAGCACUUGGUUUACAUGGUCCUGUGGUUGCCCGCAAUAAAAAUCAAGAAGGAAGUCGUCGACCCAAACAGCCCGAGAUGCACAGCGCACUUGAGACCUUGAUGCGUCAAGAUCUCGACCUACAACCGGGAACCACAAACUUGUACUCCAAGUUCAUCCUUAUCCAUGCUCUUCAAGUGCAACUUUGGAUCAGCCAAAAGCAACUAUCUCAGGCUCAAAUGAACCCUCACAACCUAGGGUUUCCGGCAAGUGGUUCCAGCACUCCUUUAUCGCAGAAUGAUUGGGUGGUUAGAGGGAUUGAGGGUGCAGCCAGUGGUACAAGCAGUGGUCGGGCAACCCCAGACGCAGGCAGUUCCUCACCUCAACAACUCGCGAAGGAUAUCAGCAUUGCUUUCGAAAAGUGGAAGAAGGUUUGGGACGAGGACAUGGUCGUCCAAUAUCCACCAUCGUCGACCAGCUAUCGCCGCUUUGGUUUCUGUCGCGAUGGGGUCCACUUCUACUGGCUAGGAAAAUAUCUGAUGAAGAACAAUCGGGGCACGGAAUGGCAGAUGGCCCCAGAUCAACGGUUCAGUCAAAUCAUACACCUGCUGAAAUUUGUUAAAGGAUGGGUUCAUUCGGAUAGUGCCAAGCGGGGAGAGGAACUUGGCUCAAUCAACGAUAUUGAUAGUGACUUUGGAGUCAGAGACUUGACGCUGGAUAUGUCUCAACUCUUCAAGUCGAUCAACAAACAGGUCGAUUCUCCCGUCAUGGGUGUACAUACUGGAGGAAAUACGGGAACAUAAAAGUUACGAAAUCGGCCGCGAUACGUUUAGAGGAAAAAUUACCCUGUGGGGUGGCAUUGCGUUGGCGUUAUAUCCUUCCCUCGACCUUUCGAUCUCUCCUCUCACCACUAAUGGUUUCGAUGGCCUUCAGGGAGAAGGAAUUUCCACAAAGUUUUCGAUUUGUCCUUUUUUCAUUGGUUGGUAGAUCAUAUUGCAUUCCAUGGGCUCUUCUUGCAUUUCUUGCUGGGGAGGCAGGUGUUUUGAUCUUUUCAUUACUUGCGAAUUAUAGCAUAUCACAAAUGUUGUUGAUGGGAAUGGUACAUAUAUCUUUCUCUUUUUAUUUUUGUGGACGCGGUCUCUUGACGCACCCAAAAACGAUUCGGGGAUUUUUCAAAGUUGGCGCUGCAUUAGAAUGGGACUUGACGGGCUUUUGCAUUUGAUGGUGGGGGGGGUGUUUGCUGAUUUUUUUUGCUGGGCUGAGUUUGUUGCUGUGGGAUGGGAUGGAAUGAGAAUGAGCACGAGACGACAAGACGAAAACGAACUUUGCAACUUUUGAUGGCUUUCAUGGGAUGGAUGUGGAUGGAUGCGUCUGGGGGGAAGAGGGAUCCUUUCUCAUGGAUGGAUUCCUUGGGGGGUUUUUUUUGAUUUAGACGCGUUCACCUUCCUUCUUAAAGAUAGAUGAUGAAUGAAGAAUUUAUAGCAUUAUUAUAG